CAGGCACAACACAACCUCUUUGGCUCUUUGCUGUAGAUGCACUACUAUACAGGCAGUUGUCAGGCCAGCCAUUAGUAGUGAGUCAGCAGCUAUCCACACCAUUCCCGCGCCAGGAAAUUUUUCCAUUUGUAGUGUGAAAGAAAAAGAGGGAAAAGUUGAAAUUUCAAAAUCCAAUUCACCAAACAAAUUCCCUUCAAAAACCAUCUUCACCUCCCACUCUCCCACCACACACAUAAAGGCGAUCCCCACCGUCAAAAUCAUCGUCUGCUCCGUCGCUUAUCGUAAACCACCAUGGCGCAUGUCAGCGAGCUCCCAUGCGACGGGGACGGGAUUUGCAUGGCGUGCAAGAAGAGGCCCUCCCCCGAGGAGACCCUCACGUGCAAUACAUGUGCCACUCCCUGGCACGUCAACUGCAUCUCCUCCCGCCCCGAAACCCUAGCCGAUGCCCUCCAAUGGGAAUGCCCAGACUGUUCACAGGUUUCCGAUCUUCUUCCUCCGCCUAGGGACGGCGACCCGGUCGUCGCCGGAGGAUCGGGGGGUUCCGGAGACCUGAUCGCUGCGAUCCGGGCGAUCGAGUCGGACCGGUCGUUGACCGAUCGGGAGAAGGCAAAGAGACGGCAAGAGCUGAUGUGUAGAGGCGCGGGACCGUCCGAUGGAGACGACGACGCGAAUUGCAAGAAGGGGAAGGAGACGAUCGACGGCAAUAAUGACGUUCUUGGUAUUAUCGAUAGCAGUUUUAACUGUUCGUUUUGCAUGCAGUUACCGGAGAGACCUGUCACGACUCCUUGCGGUCACAACUUUUGUUUAAAGUGCUUCCAGAAAUGGAUUGGGCAGGGCAAGCGCACUUGUGCAAAUUGCCGCAAUCCCAUUCCAGCCAAGAUGGCCAGCCAACCUCGGAUCAACUCUGCACUUGUCAUUGCCAUCAGAAUGGCAAAGAUGACGAAAUCUAAUGCUGCAGGAGGCCCAGCAAGGGUUUAUCAUUUUGUCCGUAAUCAAGACCGUCCAGAUAAAGCAUUUACCAGUGAACGAGCAAAGAAAGCUGGAAAGGCUAAUGCAAGCAGUGGAAAGAUUUUUGUCACAGUUCCCCCUGAUCAUCUGGGGCCAAUCCUUGCAGAAAAUGAUCCAGAGAGAAAUCAGGGUGUGCUGGUGGGGGAGAGUUGGGAAGGUAGGCUGGAAUGUAGGCAAUGGGGUAUCCAUCUUCCUCCUGUUUCAGGGAUUGCUGGGCAGUCGAGUUAUGGUGCCCAAUCAGUGGUCCUCUCUGGAGGCUAUGAAGACGAUGAGGAUCAUGGCGAGUGGUUCCUUUACACAGGGAGUGGUGGAAGAGACCUCAGUGGCAAUAAACGCACAAACAAGGAACAUUCUUUUGACCAGAAGUUUGAAAAGGUGAAUGAGGCAUUACGAGUAAGUUGCCGGAAGGGUUAUCCUGUUCGGGUGGUCAGGUCUAACAAGGAGAAGCGCUCUUCUUAUGCCCCAGAAAUAGGGUUACGAUAUGAUGGGAUUUACAGAAUUGAGAAAUGCUGGCGGAAAAAUGGGAUCCAAGGAUAUAAGGUAUGCAGAUAUCUUUUUGUUAGAUGCGACAAUGAUCCUGCCCCAUGGACAAGCGAUGAUCAUGGGGACCGUCCAAGACCAUUGCCUGUCAUUAAGGAGUUAAAGGAUGCAAUUGACAUGACUGAACGGAAGGGAUCUCCAUCCUGGGACUAUGAUGAUGAAAAAAGUUGCUGGACGUGGAAGAAAUGUCCACCACCUAGCAGAAAGCAGGUUGAUGAUGGAGAUUCAGAGGAUGGGAAGAGAACAAGGAAACCGAAACGGCAAGCGAAAAAUAUGUCCGUAAAAAAGAAACUUCUAAAAGAGUUUAGCUGCCAUAUCUGUCGGAAGGUGAUGUCUUUCCCACUUACUACUCCUUGUGCUCAUAACUUUUGCAAAGCUUGUCUAGAGGGUGCCUUUGCUGGUCAAUGUUUCAUGAGGCAGAGGACAUGUGAAGGCAGACGGACAUUACGAGCACAGAAGAGCAUCAUGAAAUGUCCUGUGUGUUCAAUUGACAUAGCUGACUUUCUUCAGAAUCCCCAGGUUAACAGAGAGCUCAUGGAGUUGAUAGAAUCACUACAAGGAAGAAUUGUAGAGGAGGAAAAUGUUGAGGAGUUGAGCGAAGAAACAGAUGGCAGCCAUGAGAAGCUGGAUGAAAUUGCUGAUAACAUAGAAACUUGCGAUGUGCAUUGUGAGAUUCUGGAGGAAGCCAAAGACACAGCUCAGAUUGAAAGUGAAAUCUGGCAAGCAGACAAGCUGAAAAAAGCAAGCGGUGGCAAAUGUACAUUAAAGCGCGGUGGAAAGAAGGGAAGGACAUCCCCUAAGCAGCCUGAUGCUGCUAAUGUCGAGAAUGGUGUUGAUCCUCUUGAACCUGAAAAGGCUGACAGUAAAGAACCAGAAGAUCCUGCAAUAGAGAGCAAAGUCCAACAAACUUGCAAACGGAAACAGUACAACCAUGGAGAUGGAGGCAACUCGUCAACAUUGGAUCUUGAAGUGAAGACCAGAAGCAAGAGGGCUAAAAUGCAAGUGGUGGAAUGAACUGAUUGACUGUCCAUUCUGCUUCAUGUUCGAAUGACAAUCAUUGUUUGAUAUCAUGCCUUUUUUUUAUUUAGUUAUGGUACCUUGCCCAAAGUACCUUUCUUCUCUCUCAAAUUUGGUUGGUUGGGGAAAGAUGAGCUGUCAAAAUCUCUUUUGCCAGGUUGCAGAGCUGGUGUCAUUGUACAUUUUUGCAAUUUAAGAACGACGAUGGGGCAAUGGAUACUCCAUGUAUCAUAGUUCCUUGAAAUCAAUCAAACUCCAUUGCUCUUUUGAAAAGGAAAUGAUUGCAGUUCAA
Messenger RNA from Alnus glutinosa, 2857 nucleotides. RefSeq names its product E3 ubiquitin-protein ligase ORTHRUS 2-like. Gene Ontology annotation, biological process: negative regulation of gene expression via chromosomal CpG island methylation; protein ubiquitination. Lineage: Eukaryota; Viridiplantae; Streptophyta; Magnoliopsida; Fagales; Betulaceae. The record is from RefSeq and is a predicted model, not a curated record. The coding region runs from base 292 to 2562 and encodes 756 amino acids. Gene Ontology annotation, molecular function: metal ion binding; ubiquitin protein ligase activity. The transcript has 9 exons.